Molecule: messenger RNA, 2259 nt
Organism: Lotus japonicus
Lineage: Eukaryota; Viridiplantae; Streptophyta; Magnoliopsida; Fabales; Fabaceae
Product: probable polyol transporter 6
Exons: 3
Coding region: 541-2106 (521 amino acids)
Biological process (GO): transmembrane transport
Cellular component (GO): membrane
Molecular function (GO): carbohydrate transmembrane transporter activity
Source: RefSeq, a predicted model, not a curated record
AAGAGAGAAUGGUAGAAAUCUGGAACAUAACAAAUGGAGAGAGAGACAGAGAGUCAAUAAGCAUGGGUUUAGUGGCCAAGUUUGAGAAAGGGGGUUCUUGAGGUUGAUAGAUUGCUUUGGUGAUGAGCUGACACAGAAAAAUCAAAACAUGGUAAUGGAUGUGUUUCUUCUGUAAGAGGUGUGAAAAUGGGAGGGUGAGAAGAGAAGAUGAGGACAAAUUAGUCAUUUUAUUAAAAAUAGUCACCAUUCUCCAGUUUUCUUUCCGAAAGAGAGGUAAAGGUUUUUGCCUGUGGGACCCAUCAAAAUCUUUCUUUCCUUCAUUUGUCUGAAGGAACCGAAUGAGGGAAGGCAUCGUAAUUCUAAUCUACCCUCUUUUCCUUCCCUCCCUUUCUUUUCUUUGUAUUUUCUGCUGUUCCAAACACUGCGUUAUCCUCGACACCUCUUCAUUUAAGGAGGAUCGUGUCGUACAAUUUUCCAAAAGCCCUUUUCUGCUGUUCUUCUUUUGCAUUUCCCCUUUCCAAGAUUCAAGACAAUUCUGCUAUGGAACAGAACAUGGACCAUGAUUACCACCCACUUCCAGGUUCAGAUUCUCCUGCUGAUGCAAAGGGUGAAGCUAGCUUUCACAACCACAACAUUGCACAUGAUGAUCAUGUCUCAUAUCAAAGCAAUCCCAAUCUCAACAAGUAUGCACUUGCUGGUGCUAUUCUGGCUUCCACAAAUUCCAUUCUCUUGGGCUAUGAUAUUGGGGUGAUGAGUGGUGCUGUGAUAUUCAUAAAGAAAGAUCUCAACAUCACAUCGGUCCAAGUAGAAAUCUUAGUUGGGUGCCUAAAUGUGUGCUCCUUAUUUGGAUCGCUUGCCUCGGGCAAAACCUCUGAUUGGAUUGGAAGAAGGUACACAAUCAUGGUUGCUGCAGCAACAUUCCUAAUAGGUGCUAUUCUCAUGGGGUUAGCACCUUCAUUCCCAUUCCUCAUGGCGGGACGUGUGGUUGCCGGAAUCGGUGUUGGUUACUCCCUCAUGAUUUCCCCGGUAUAUGUUGCAGAGCUUUCCCCUGCUCUCACCAGAGGAUUCCUCACUUCUCUCCCUGAAGUCUUCAUCAGUGUUGGCAUUCUCAUUGGUUACAUAUCCAAUUAUGCUCUCUCAGGCCUUCCAAGUGACACAAGCUGGAGGCUCAUGCUUGGUCUAGCAGCAUUUCCAGCAAUUGUAGUUGCAUUGGGUGUGCUUGCAAUGCCAGAGUCACCGCGCUGGCUUGUCAUGAAGGGAAAAAUUGAGGAAGCGAAGAAGGUUCUGAUCAGAACAUCAGAGGACAAAGGAGAAGCUGAAUUGAGGCUUGCAGAGAUAAUAGAAGCUGCUUCUGUCCAGGGAAUGACCCAGGACAAAGAUAAAGCUUCAUCUUCUGGUUCUGAUUCUUCUGUAUGGAAUGGACAAGGGGUAUGGAGGGAGUUACUUAUUUCACCCACUCGCCCUGUGUUCAGGAUUCUAGUGGCAGCAAUUGGUCUUAACUUCUUCAUGCAGGCUUCUGGGAAUGAUGCUGUGAUAUAUUACAGCCCAGAAGUGUUCAGAGAAGCUGGGAUCCAGAGUGACCAGCAGCUUUUUGGUGUUACAAUCAUCAUGGGGAUAGCCAAGACUUGCUUUGUUUUCAUGUCUGCAUUGGUCUUGGACAGGUUUGGGAGGAGGCCCAUGUUGUUGUUAGGCUCAUUUGGCAUGGCAUUGUCAUUGUUUUUCUUGGGCUUUGGCUGCACUUUUCUUCAGUACUCAAGUGACAAGCCUGGGUGGGCUAUUGCUCUAUGUGUGGUUGCUGUGUGUGCUGCAGUUUCCUUCUUCUCUAUUGGUCUUGGGCCUACAACAUGGGUUUACUCAUCAGAGAUUUUCCCUAUGAGAUUAAGGGCCCAAGGCUCCAGCUUGGCCAUUUCUGUGAACCGUUUGGUGAGUGGGGUGGUGUCCAUGUCAUUUUUGAGCAUCUCAGAGGCAAUUACAUUUGGGGGCAUGUUCUUUGUGCUGGGUGGGGUCAUGGUGGUUGCUACACUUUUCUUUUACUACUUUUUACCAGAGACCAAAGGCAAGAGCUUAGAGGAGAUUGAAGCUUUGUUUGAAGACGAGGCACAUUGAAUUGAUUACAAAUCCAGCUCCUUGUUCUAAAACAGUUGUUGGGGUGAAUCAGUGAUGUGCUGAUUGCAAACAAUGGUCACAAUCGGUUUUGUUGUUGUUGUUGUCAAAGAGAUUAGCACAUAAAUGCAAUUUUUUUGUUUGUUCUAUGUUUAA